GAUCGCCUUCACUUCCCGCUCGCCGGCCUCGGAGGCGGCGGGUCCCGCGCGGGCGCAGGGCUGCGGGCGCUCGGCUGGGGCGCGGGGCGGAGACGCGGCCGCCGCCCGCUUUGCGCCGCUCCUCCCCGCGCGAGUGGCACUCGGCCGGGCGUCGAGGCGGCCAUGGCGACCCUGAGCCCGCUCCCCACCCACCCCGCCUGCUCCGCCCUCCCCUCCGCCCCGCGCCACCUUUGAUGGCUCGGACCUCGGCCGGCCACCGCCAGCCCCGCUCGCGCUCCCGCGCCGCCGCCGCCCGCGGGUAUUAAUAGCCGAGCGCCCCGCUGCACGCGCAGCCCGGAGCCGCCGCGCCCUCGGCAGCCAGGGGCUCGGAGCUGCUGAGCCCGGAGGCCCGGAGUGGGAGCCGGAGCCGCCGGCGCCGUGGAGAUAUUGUAUAAUCUGCUUUCACCAUGGGAGAAAUAGAGCAGAGGCCAAGUCCAGGAUCGCGACUGGGGGCCCCGGAGAAUUCGGGGAUCAGUACCUUGGAACAUGGACAGAAGCCGCCCCCAACACCUUCAGGAAAACUCAUGUCCAUUAAAAUCCAGAUGCUGGACGACACCCAGGAGGCAUUUGAAGUUCCACAAAGAGCCCCUGGGAAAGUGUUGCUGGAUGCAGUUUGCAACCACCUCAACCUCGUGGAAGGGGACUAUUUUGGCCUCGAGUUUCCCGACCACAAAAAGAUCACGGUGUGGCUGGAUCUCUUAAAACCUAUUGUCAAGCAGAUUAGAAGGCCAAAGCAUGUUGUUGUGAAGUUUGUGGUGAAAUUCUUUCCACCUGACCACACACAACUCCAGGAAGAACUCACAAGGUACCUGUUUGCUCUGCAGGUGAAGCAGGAUCUGGCUCAAGGCAGGCUGACGUGCAAUGAUACCAGCGCGGCUCUCUUGAUCUCACACAUUGUACAAUCCGAGAUUGGGGAUUUCGAUGAAGCAUCAGACAGAGAGCAUUUAGCAAAAAACAAGUACAUACCUCAGCAAGAUGCGCUAGAAGACAAAAUCGUGGAGUAUCACCAUAACCACAUCGGACAAACACCAGCAGAAUCAGAUUUCCAACUUCUGGAGAUUGCCCGUAGGCUGGAGAUGUAUGGGGUCCGGUUGCACCCAGCUAAGGACAGGGAAGGUACGAAGAUCAACCUGGCUGUUGCCAACACGGGAAUUCUAGUGUUUCAGGGUUUCACCAAGAUCAACGCCUUCAACUGGGCGAAAGUGCGCAAGCUGAGCUUCAAGAGGAAGCGCUUUCUCAUCAAGCUCCGCCCAGACGCAAACAGCUCGUACCAGGAUACCUUGGAAUUUCUAAUGGCCAGUCGGGAUUUUUGCAAGUCGUUCUGGAAAAUCUGUGUUGAACAUCAUGCCUUUUUUAGACUUUUUGAAGAGCCCAAACCAAAGCCAAAGCCUGUUCUCUUUAGUCGAGGCUCAUCAUUCCGGUUCAGCGGUCGGACUCAGAAGCAGGUUCUCGACUUUGUUAAAGAAGGAGGACAUAAGAAAGUGCAGUUUGAAAGGAAACAUAGCAAGAUCCAGUCCAUCAGAAGCCUUGCUACACAGCCCACAGAGCCGAAUUCAGAAGUGCCAAAACAAGCUCAGCAGAGUGCCAGCCUUCCGCCCGGAGAAGGUGCGGAGCCCGCAGGUGGCGCGGGCGGUCAGCAAGGAGCGGAGCCGAGCGCUGCGGCCGAAGAGCGCCAGAGCCCCGCGCCGCCCAGGAGCCCCGCGGGCGGCGGGAAGGCGGACGGAGCCCCGCGGGCGCCGGCCGACGAAGAGGAGGAGGUCGUUAAGGAUAGGACCCAGCAGAGUAAAGCUCAGCCCCCGCAGCCGAGCACAGGCUCCCUGACUGGUAGCCCUCACCUUUCAGAGCUGUCCAUCAACUCGCAGGGAGGAGCCGCGCCCACCAACGUGAUCCUGUCUCCCAACCUGAGCCCUGACACCAAGCAGGCCUCUCCCUUGGUCAGCCCGCUGCUGAACGACCAGGUGUGCCCACGCACCGACGACGAGGAGGAAGGCCGGAGAAAGAGAUUCCCGACUGACAAGGCAUACUUCAUCGCUAAGGAAGUCUCCACCACCGAGAGAACUUAUCUGAAGGAUCUUGAGGUCAUCACUUCGUGGUUUCAGAGCACAGUCAGCAAAGAGGAUGUCAUGCCCGAAGCCUUGAAAAGUCUCAUAUUCCCUAAUUUUGAACCUUUGCACAAAUUUCAUACAAGUUUUCUCAAGGAGACUGAACAACGACUAGCCCUGUGGGAAGGCCGCUCAAAUGCCCACAUCAGAGGGGAUUACCAAAGAAUCGGAGAUGUCCUACUGAAGAACAUUCAGGGUAUGAAGCAACUGGCGGCUCACCUGUGGAAGCACAGUGAAGCUUUGGAGGCGCUGGAGACGGGCAUCAGGAGCUCGCGGCGGCUGGAGAGCCUGUGCAGAGACUUCGAGCUGCAGAAGGUGUGCUACCUGCCGCUCAACACCUUCCUCCUGCGCCCGCUGCACCGGCUCAUGCACUACAAGCAGGUCCUGGAGCGCCUGUGCAAGCACCACCCGCCCAGCCACGCAGACUUCAGGGACUGCCGUGCUGCUCUGGCAGAGGUUACCGAAAUGGUGGCACAGCUUCACGGUACGAUGAUCAAGAUGGAGAAUUUCCAGAAGCUGCAUGAACUCAAGAAAGACUUGAUUGGCAUCGACAAUCUUGUGAUUCCGGGAAGGGAAUUCAUCCGCCUGGGCAGCCUCAGCAAGCUCUCCGGCAAGGGGCUCCAGCAACGCAUGUUUUUCCUGUUCAACGAUGUCUUGCUGUACACGAGCAGGGGGCUGACGGCCUCGAAUCAGUUUAAAGUGCACGGGCAGCUCCCGCUGUACGGCAUGACUAUAGAGGAAAGCGAAGACGAGUGGGGUGUCCCCCACUGCCUGACCCUGCGGGGCCAGCGACAGUCCCUCGUCGUGGCGGCCAGCUCUAGAUCCGAGAUGGAAAAGUGGGUCGAGGAUAUACAAAUGGCCAUCGACUUGGCAGAGAAAAGCAGUGGCCCCACUCCCGAGUUCCUGGCCAGCAGCCCCCCAGACCACAAGUCCCCCGAUGAGGCCGCGGUGGCUGACCAGGAGUCGGAGGACGACCUGAGCGCGUCGCGCACGUCGCUGGAGCGCCAGGCCCCGCACCGCGGCAACACCAUGGUGCACGUGUGCUGGCACCGCAACACCAGCGUGUCCAUGGUGGACUUCAGCGUCGCCGUGGAGAAUCAGUUGUCCGGGAACCUGCUGAGGAAAUUCAAAAACAGCAACGGGUGGCAGAAGCUGUGGGUGGUGUUCACGAACUUCUGCCUGUUCUUCUACAAGUCCCACCAGGACCAUCACCCCCUGGCAAGCCUGCCUCUGCUCGGCUACUCACUCACCAUUCCCUCUGAGUCUGAGGACAUCCACAAAGACUACGUGUUCAAGCUGCAUUUCAAGUCUCACGUGUACUACUUCAGGGCCGAAAGCGAGUACACGUUUGAAAGGUGGAUGGAGGUGAUCCGCAGCGCGACCAGCUCGGCUUCCCGCACCCACAUCCUGAGUCACAAAGAAUCCCACGUGUACUGAUGGCAGGACCCGUUUGCUGGUGUGAGCGGUGGCUGCUUUCCCGGGAGACACUUACUUUCCCUCUGUAUUAAUGAAGCCUAGUAAAAUUAACACCUGUCUGGAAAACAGAAACAUGGUUUCACAGCAACUCUCCUCUAUCUCCGCAAAACCGUUUUUAACCUUGUCUUUUCAAGCUGUUCGUGUCGUCUGAACGGAACCGUGCUCCCACCUCGGACGCUGGUGGCUCGUCCGUCCUUGUCCUGGUGGGCUCUUUCUAGCUUGUGCCAGUAUUAAAACGUUGUCAUUGAUGUAGUGCCAAAUGACGGUUUUUCUUCCACAAACUGCACCUUAAAAGCAGGACAACCACAUCCGUUCAACCAAAAAAGACAGGGCAAGUGCUCUCCUUUUUCUUAAAAAAGAAAAUUCUUUUGACUUAUAGGCUGGUGCAUUUUAAAAACAAAUGGAUUUUCCAAUGUUUGUGAUACAUAUGGCACAGUCUUAAGCAAAAUGAGAUCAUUUUCCGAUUUCGUUUUUUCAAUCUUUCUACUUUUAUAAUAGUAGCAAGUUAGUAGGAUUUACUUCGAUUAAUAAGCAAUUUGCAGCACACGAAGUACGUUCCCCUUUGGGGUCUUACGCUCCAAGGAAACGCUGUUCUUGGCACAAGUUGACCAAAUUGUUGAAGCGGUUCCUCUUUACAGACCGUAGCGGGUUGUGCUCUGUUCAGAGAAGCAGAAACCGAGCACGACGUCCACGGUCUCGCUGUGGUGUGUCCGACCGAAGAUGCUAAGCCGUGUGUUUGCUGUUUCAUAAGCAUGAGAACCCGUAUGUCCGUAAUCAGGGCCAUUUGUGAGAUGUGACGUCCGGAGGGUGGGUGCGGCCCCCGUCAUACCUGUAUCCUGCAACUGUGGUUUGGAAUUGCACAUUCAAUAGUAGUAUAUAUCGUGCCUGUCUUCAGAAAACAUUCUUUCCUCCUUUUUAUACUCACUGCCCCCCCGCCGCCCGCAUGGGGUAUCACCAGUAGGACACUGCGCAUCCUCGACAGACCGCACAGGGGACACGGCUGGUGCCCACGAGGCAGAGUCCGUGUGCCUGUUCUCCGUGGAGGGCGGGGCUGCUAUCCCCUAGUUAAACCCUUUCUGACACAGUCCAGAGGGGGCGACAAAUCCAACCAGUAUCUCCCAGUGCCCGCACCACAGCUGGGAAAGCCCCUUACCUAAGAAACACAGGACGACCCGACGCGGGGGAGCCGUGACUGGCGUGCGUGGCAACGGCGAUGUGCAAAUCAACGUGCAAAUGGACCAGUAGCCCGAGACAUGUUAAUCAUUUGCCUUACGACAUGUACCAGAUGGUUUUAAGUACUAACAAAAGGGAAUAAAAAUACCUCACGCCACAAUCCAGCAUAUUGAAGUUUUAAGGCAAAACAUAA
Messenger RNA from Neofelis nebulosa (Clouded leopard), 4983 nucleotides. RefSeq names its product FERM, ARH/RhoGEF and pleckstrin domain protein 1 (gene FARP1). The record is from RefSeq and is a predicted model, not a curated record. Gene Ontology annotation, molecular function: cytoskeletal protein binding; guanyl-nucleotide exchange factor activity. The transcript is spliced from 27 exons. Bases 447 to 3578 code for a protein of 1043 amino acids. Gene Ontology annotation, cellular component: cytoskeleton. Lineage: Eukaryota; Metazoa; Chordata; Mammalia; Carnivora; Felidae.